AUGGUGGAACUCACGAAUGAGGGAUCGUCUGCUGGAAUUAAUACGGGAUCGUCUACUGGAAUUGAUACAAACAGUCACCUCUACAUUCAUCCAUCUGAUAGUCCUGGUGUGGUACUUGUACCUGUCCCUUUCAAUGGAACUGGUUUUCAUUCCUGGCGAAGAAGUGUCCUCAGAUCUCUGUCCGUGAAAAACAAAUUGAUUUUCAUCAAUGGUGAAUGCAAACGCCCACCUAAAAUUGAUCCAACUUAUCGCCAAUGGGUGAGAUGCGACGAUAUGGUCACGUCGUGGAUUCUUAAUUCACUGGGUAGAGAAGUUGCGGAUAGUGUCGAAUAUGUGGGUGAUGCUUUGGAAUUAUGGACAGAGCUAGAAAAUCGCUACGAUCAGACGAAUGGAGCACAACUGUACCAAACUCAGAAAGAGAUCAACGAUCUUAGUCAAGGUAUUCUCGAUAUCACCACAUACUACACUAGAAUGAAGAAACUCUGGGAAGAACUUAAUAGUUUAUGCAUUACCAGUCAGUGCAAUUGUGUUUGUAUUUGUGGAGCUAAAACUAAUCUUCUAAAGGCAGAGCAGGAUAGGCGCCUAAUUCAGUUUCUUAUGGGGUUAAAUGAAGUCUAUACCAUAAUCAGGGGUAGUAUUUUAAUGAUGAAUCCAUUGCCAUCUAUGGCACAAGCCUUUGCAUUGUUGGUUCAAGAAGAAAAACAAAGAGAGUUCAAGCCAAAUAAUCAAUUGUUUGUUGAAGGAAGUUCAUUACUUGCUGGGUCCUCAAGUUCCUCAAAUUCAUCAGGAGGAAGGAAUUUUACAACAAACUACUUUUCUUCCAACAUCACCAGCAAUGCACCUAGGGGUAGACCUUACUGUGAUUACUGCAGAAGGCCAGGUCAUACCAGGGUUAAGUGUUACAAGUUACAUGGAUAUCCUCCUGGUCUGACUACUAACAAUCCCAGACCUACUAAUCAUGAUCCACAACACCAAAACCAAAGAUACAACAACCAGAACUCAAGUCAUAGGAACAACAAGGGUAAAGGUAUAGCAGCUAAUUCUGUUAGUUUGUCUUGUGAUAUCCCUGGAAAUCAGGAUGGAUCCUCAGAGUCUCAUUCCAAUGACCAAGGAAACAACAACAUCAACCUUACGAGAGAGCAGUAUGAAUAA
Solanum stenotomum is the source of this 1152-nucleotide messenger RNA. RefSeq lists its product as uncharacterized. Bases 1 to 1152 code for a protein of 383 amino acids. The transcript has a single exon. The record is from RefSeq and is a predicted model, not a curated record. NCBI's taxonomy places the organism in Eukaryota, Viridiplantae, Streptophyta, Magnoliopsida, Solanales, Solanaceae.